Messenger RNA from Closterium sp. Naga37s-1, 1572 nucleotides. The record is from the annotation of a GenBank genome assembly. NCBI's taxonomy places the organism in Eukaryota, Viridiplantae, Streptophyta, Zygnematophyceae, Desmidiales, Closteriaceae.
AUGGCAGCUUCCGCUCACUCGCAAUGCGUCGCGGUUCCGAAUCCCCGCGUCGGCAAUAACUCUUCCGUCAUCACCCGGCCAUGUCUCGCGUCAGGAUCCCCACAGCUCCCCGCCUCCUGCGCCUCGUUCCGCUCUCUCCCCCUCAUCUCCCUCCCCCUUCUCCCCUCCCUCCGCCUCCCUUCCGCCGCUCCCAGCGCGCUUCCACGCUCCGCGCAAAUCAGGCUGUGCAUAAGCGGCGCGGGGAAGGGUACAUUUUUAAGGCACGAAUGGAAUGGGCUUCGGAGCAAGGGACUGGGGUUGAGGGGGGGAUUGCGGAGGGCGCAAGGAUUAGGGUUUUCAGCGCGGAAGGCGAGUGGGGGGGAUGGCGCGGGCAAGCAUUUUGCGCGGUCGGCGGAAGAUCUGGGGGAGAUUUCCAAUACGAGUGGCAUACGGGGGAGUGCAGAGCGGAGCGAUAAGGGGAAGGAGAGGGGAGGUGGGGCACGCAGAAACGGCGGAGUUGGUAGCGAAUCAGUUGAUAACGGAUCGGAGGGCUGGAGAUCCCAAGGCUGGGACGACGAGACAAGCGAAUUUGGAAGCGCUUACAACGCGUCGAGUGCUUAUAACGGAGGCGGUUACAGCGAGGACGAGCGGAAUGUGACUAGAACGGUGGACCAGCUGAUGGAGCGAUUCGAAUCGCUACAGCAGCAGCGAGAGCGGGGCGCAGGUGGCGCCGCGAUUGGCGGAGGUAUGACGCGAUUCGAGAUGGAUGAUGAUGAGGUGGAGGAGGAGGGAGGAGGGGAGGAUCUAGAGGAGCUAGAGGAGGGGGUGCUGGAUGUGAUUGUAGGGGAGAGUGACUAUGAAGAGGAGGAGGAAGAGGAGGAGGAGGAAGAGGAGGAGGAAGAGGAGGAGGAGGAGGAGGACGUGGAGGGGAUGGGGAUGGAGGGGAUGAGCAUGAGCGAGAGAGUGCAUCAGCUGCAGAUGCGAGUGCAGCAAGCUCAGUAUGCCACUGCUGCUGGUGCAGGUGCUGGUGCGGUGAUCACGGCUCGUGAUCUGGCGAGGCUGUUUGACCACCCCAUUGACAAGUUCCAGCGAGUGGCGAUAGAGGCCUUUCUGCGAGGCUCCUCAGUGGUGGUGAGUGCGCCCACCAGCAGCGGCAAGACACUCGUGGGGGAGGCAGCAGCAGCAGCCACCAUGGCGCGGGGAGGGCGCCUCAUCUACACCACGCCGCUCAAAGCCCUCUCCAACCAGAAGCUGCGAGACUUCAGGGUGAAAUUUGGGGAGGGCAACGUGGGGCUGCUGACUGGUGACGUGGCAGUGAACAGAGAUGCGCCCAUCCUCGUCAUGACCACCGAGAUCCUGCGCAACAUGCUCUACACCAGCAUGGGCGCAGGGGAGGCGGAGGAGGAGAGGCUGAGGGGAGUGGAGGCGGUGGUGCUGGACGAGGUGCAUUACCUCUCUGAUAUCUCCCGAGGCACUGUGUGGGAGGAGACGGUGAGUGGGAGGGGCAACUGUGCUGUGCUGGGGAUGGUAGGAAUGGGUAUCACCGCACUCACUGGAGGCGGUGGUGCUGCACGAGGUGCAUUACCUCUCUGA